CCGACGAUGACGUGUUGCGUCAUCGCUCCACUCAGCAGAAAAAUGCAAAAUAAAGGCCUGGAAGCCAUCGGAGACGCCACCACUACCGAAGAGAUUCAUCUGCAGGACAGAAUCCUCAGAAUCCUGAGCAACAGCACCGAACCAUCAGACGUGGUCUUCCUCUACUUCAACAACCAAUUCCCAGAAGAUCCGCCUUCGCGCUCUUUAUUUGAGGAGGAUGCUUUGAGUGAAGCUUCGGCUGCAGCCAA
Molecule: messenger RNA, 248 nt
Organism: Dendroctonus ponderosae (mountain pine beetle)
Lineage: Eukaryota; Metazoa; Arthropoda; Insecta; Coleoptera; Curculionidae
Source: RefSeq, a predicted model, not a curated record